Molecule: messenger RNA, 1621 nt
Organism: Meloidogyne enterolobii
Lineage: Eukaryota; Metazoa; Nematoda; Chromadorea; Rhabditida; Meloidogynidae
Source: the annotation of a GenBank genome assembly
CGGUGUUUUGGUUGAAUCGGCCUGGAUAACGGGAAGGUGCGAAUUGAGAAGGAUGUAGUGGAUAAUAACAUGAAGGGUGUAAAGUAAUGGUGGGAUAAGUUGUUUUGUGAACAAUCGAGAGGAUAAGAUAGAAAGUUUACUACUGUCAGUCUGUAAAUUUAGUAUUCGCAACUUUUCAAACUUCGCCCACAAAAAUAAAUAAUUUAAACAUUGGCAUUUUGUUUAUUUCAAAGAAUGAAGUCAGAAUUUUUGGAAUUUUUGCUAAAAGUUACUAGACGUCCUCUUACAUUUCUAAAUAAUUUAUUUUAAUUUUACAGAUUAUUUUGACAUAUUAAUAAUUAAAAAUAUGGUUGAGUCUGUUAUUUUGUCUAAGAAGCCUAAAAAGAACAAAAGAAAAUUAGUAGAAGAUGAAGAAGAGGAGGAUCUUUCUCUUAAUGUCAAAACAAGCAAAAAACAAUCGUUACCAGAUUCUUUAUUAUCAACAUUCUCUGAGGAUGGGGGACAAAUACGUGAUUUAAAUAUUUUAAAAGAAAGAUUGCAAGAUGUUAUUCAAAUUCUUGGAGAUUUUAAAAAUAGAGCUGAACCUGGACGUAAAAGGAAGGAUUAUUUACAAAUGUUUUUAAAAGAUUUGUGUGCUUAUUAUAAUUAUAAUGAAUUUUUAAUGGAAAAAUUUAUGAAUCUUUUUCCAAACGGAACUGAGUUAAUUGAAUUUCUUGAUGCAAAUGAACAUCAGAGGCCUGUUACUAUUCGAACUAAUCCAUUGAAAACAAGAAGAGGAGAACUUGCAAAAUCAUUGAUUGCUCGUGGAAUGAAUGUAGAUCCAGCAGCUAAAUGGACAAAAGUUGGGUUAAUUGUUUAUGAUUCUCAAGUUCCCGUUGGACUUUCUUCAUUUUUACCAGUUAUGGCACUUGCACCACAACCUAAUGAAAGAAUUUUGGAUAUGUGUGCAGCACCUGGUGGUAAAACAACACAUAUUGCCUCUUUAAUGAAGAAUACCGGCGUUUUAUUUGCCAAUGAUUCUAAUCCAUCAAGAAUUCACGGGAUAAUUGGAAAUAUUCAUCGAAUGGGCGUAAAUAAUUGUGUUGUAAGCAAUCUUGAUGGUACAGAAUUUGCUAAAAUCCAAACACAUUCUUUUGAUCGAGUAUUACUGGAUGCUCCAUGUUCAGGUACAGGUGUUAUAUGGAAGGAUGAACGUGACUACGAGAAUAUAAAAGAACGUUUUACACUUCAAAAACGUUUACUUUUGGCAGCAAUAGAUUCAGUUAAUGCACAUUCUGGGAAAAAUGGAGGUUAUAUUGUUUAUUCGACGUGUUCAGUUUUGGUUGAGGAAAAUGAAGCAGUUAUUCAAUAUGCUUUGGGUAAAAGAUAUGUUAAAAUAGUUCAAAUGGGUUUGGAUGUUGGAGUGCCCGGAUUUACAAAAUUUCGAGAAUAUCGUUUUGAUCCAUCAAUGCAAAAUACUCGUCGUUAUUACCCACAUGUGCACAAUAUUGACGGGUUUUUUGUUGCAAAACUUCGCAAAGUGUCAAAUGAAAUAAAGAAGAAAAAAGAGAAAAAUCAAAAAGACGACGAAGAAACUAAUAAAUCAAAAAAUAAGCAAAAUAAAGGAGGAAGUAGAGAGUAA